CCUUUCUUUCUUCCUCCCAACACCUCAAGCUCACAAUAUUUAACCUACAUUCGAUAUCUAGACUUGAAAGCUUUCUUCCCCUACACUAAACCAUACGGUAACCGUAGGUGCACUCGACUCUUCACUCUUCACUCUUGCGCCACCACUACAUCAACACUACGACCGCAACACCAGACAUCAAUUCGAAACUCCUCCCAAGAUGACGGUCAACCUCGUCAUCGCCAUGAUCUGGUACAUCUGGAUCCACAUGGUCCCCACCGUAGCCGGCGAUGUCAGUAAGUCUAUCACCUCAACACCCUAAUCUUCCAUCCAGCCCGCCACCUCCACAUCUCCCGACUAACCCAACUUACCCCCUCAGGCUGCAAAGGCUCCGCAAUGUGCGGCGGCUGCAAGCACCCCUUCGUAGACCUCUACGACCUCACCCGGAACGUCAACGACGGCGCCAUCUACAGAGACGGCCAGCAAGUCGCCUGCGCAUCAUGCCACCUCACCCAGCAAGAAGGUACAUGUGUCUUUGUCGAGGGCAUUGGUGACCGCACUGUCACGGGCGCGGAUGUCAAGGCUGCUAUGGAAGAGAUUCGUAAGGUUCCGUGCAAGUAUUGCGCAAAUGCGGAUUUGGUGCACGGUGGGAAGGUGGUGGUUAAUUAUGUUGUGCAUGGGUGCAUCAAGCAUGGGUCGGUUAUUUGUUAGGGUGGUGAU
This is a messenger RNA of Periconia digitata, 699 nucleotides long. The record is from the annotation of a GenBank genome assembly. NCBI's taxonomy places the organism in Eukaryota, Fungi, Ascomycota, Dothideomycetes, Pleosporales, Periconiaceae.